Messenger RNA from Penaeus indicus, 4918 nucleotides. RefSeq names its product serine-rich adhesin for platelets-like. Lineage: Eukaryota; Metazoa; Arthropoda; Malacostraca; Decapoda; Penaeidae. The record is from RefSeq and is a predicted model, not a curated record. The transcript is spliced from 21 exons. Bases 177 to 4517 code for a protein of 1446 amino acids.
GUCGCGACGCAGAGUCUCCCAAGGAUGACCAUGUUCAACCAGCGUAACGCGUAACGCUGUCAUAAUCCGUGUCGCGAUCUGUAUUGUUAUUCGUGUCGGUGUAAUUGAUAAUACUGACAACGGAACUUUUACGAUUGACGAAUUUCUGGCGUUUGUUGUGCGCGUAAUUGUCGGUAAUGGAGCGGGUCGCGCGAAUUCUGCGAUGGCGAAUACUCGUCGUCCCAGUGGUGCUUAAUGUAGCUGUCGUCGCUGUCUCAAUUCAGCCAAGGCACCUUAACGCAGCUCACUCCGUCACUGGACCAUCAUGUCUAAACCAGCCAUCAACAAUUCCCUUUUGGCUUCUGCUGUCGCCAUCAUCUCCGCAGUCUUCUUCCUCUGUUAAUCUGCAGAGUAGUAGUGGGUCCUGUGUUCUUCCUAAUCAAGUGAUGCUAAAGGGCAUCCCACAAGAAAGCCAACGUUUGCUUAUAAUCCAGCCGAUUUCAGGAGCAGAGUGCGUCCUCAGCAGUGAAAAUCUGAUAGUUGACGAAGCCGAGAUACUUAUUUCAUGUUAUACAGACAAAGACAGAGCUGAAAGGGAGAUUAAUGACAUAGGAUCUUCCUUUGCGACACGAGCUCCCUCCACAAUAGCAGAUGACACCACCACCCUCACAGCAGCAGAAGACACCGCCACCUCCACAAUAACACAUGGUAACACCACCUACACAAUAACAGAUGACACCACUAACUCCACAAUAGCUGAUGACACCACCACUUCCAUAAUAACAGAUGACACUACCACCUCCACUAUAGUAGAUGACAAUACCACCUCAGCGAUAUCAGAUGACACCACCACUCUCACAGUAGCAGAAGACACCACCACCUCCACAAUAAUGACACCACCACCUCCACAAUUAGCAAAUGACACCUACCACCUUCCGACAGUAACAGAUGACACCACCACUUCUCACAAUAGCAAGAUGACACCACCACCUUCCCACACAGAUGACACCACCACUCUCACAUAUCAGAUGACACCACCACCUUCCACAAUACCAGAUGACACCACCACCUCCACAGCAGAUGACACCACCCACCUCCACAAUAAGCAGAUUGACAACCACCACCUCCACAAUAAGCAGAUGACACUACCACCUCCACAAAUAGCAGAUGACACUACCACUUUCACAAUAACAGAUGACAUCACCACCUCCACAGUAACGGAUGACACCACCACCUCCACAGUAACAGGUGACACCACCACCUCCACAGUAACAGCAGAUGACACCUCCACAGUAACAGAUGACACCACCGCUUCCAGAAUAGCAGAUGACACUACCACUUUCACAAUAACAGAUGACAUCACCACCUCCACAGUAACGGAUGACACCACCACCUCCACAGUAACAGGUGACACCACCACCUCCACAGUAACAGAUGACACCACCACCUCCACAAUAACAGAUGACACUACCACCUCCACAAUAGCAGAUGACACCACCACCUCCACAAUAACAGAUGACACCACCACCUCCACAAUAAUAGAUGACACCACCACUUCCACAUUAACAGAUGACACUACCACCUCCACAAUAGCAGAUGACAUCACUACCUCCACAAUAGCAGAUGACACCACCACCUCCACAAUAGCAGAUGACACCACCACAAUAAUAGAUGACACCACCACCUCCACAAUAGCAGAUGACACCAUCACAAUAAUAGAUGACACCACCACCUCCACAGCAACUAAUGACACUAUCAUCUCCACAGAAUCAUAUGACACCACCUCCACAGUAACAGAUGGCACCACCACCUCCGAAAUACUAGAUGACACCACCACCUCCGUGAUGACAGAUGACACCACCACUUCUUUGGAAACAAAUGACACCGCCACCUACACAACGAAAAUUAUAAUUGAUACUACAACUUCUUUGGGAACAGAUGACACCAGCACCUCCACAGUGACAGAGGUCAACACCACCUCCGCCAUAACUGAUGACACCAUCACUUUCACAAAAAAAGGUGACAUCAUAAACGUAACAGAUGUCAGCACUACCUCCACUAUAACCGACGCCACCGCUUCUGUAAUAGGAACUGACACCAUAUCUGCAUCAAGAGAUAAGACCUCUACAGUAACAGAUAUCACCACAUCCACUGUAAUAGAUGAUAUUCCCCAUUAUUCAGAGACAGAUGGCACUAUACCCCACACUGUAAUAGAUGGUACUACAAACUUUUUAGAAAUUAAUGACACCAUAUCUUCCUUAGAAACAGAUGAGAUCACAUCUUACCCAGCAGCAAACGACAUAACACACUACUUAAUAACAAAUGACACCACUCCCCACUUUGCAGUAGAUGACACUAUCGCCUACACAAUAACAUAUGACACCAUCACAGUAACAGAUGACACAGUUAACUUUAUAACAACAAAGAACACAGUGACAGAUGACAGCACAUCUUACCCAGUGGCAGAUAUCACCACACCUUACUCGGUAACGGAUAAAACGACUAGUUCAAUAAUGAUAGAUGACACCACUCAUUCCACACCACCAGAAAACAUCGGCAUCUCCUUAAUACCAGGGAGUGACGUCAUGAACACCACAGAAUCAAGUGACAUCUCUGAACCUAGCGAAGUUAUCUCAAAGUUACCAAGUGACAUUGACACCUCUACAUAUCCAAGCGUCAUUAAAACCACUACAGUUGCCAGAGUCGUCCACCUCCACGCGGUAACAAACGGGGCGGAUGCUGCCUCAGUGCCCCCUGUAAUAUCUGAUGAUUUUACGACCGCUGUGUUGCCCAGUGACAUUCAUACUACAGACUCGCUUAGUAAUAUCAGUCCUACAACUAUACCAGGGGAUGGUAGUAUCGCCAGGACAUCCGUGGAGAUGAGUAAUACGACGACCAACAGCACUAAUACCACCGAGAUACCCAGUGAUAUUAGCACGACAGUAUCCAGUAACGUGCCUUCCGCACUUCCCCCUGACCUAAGCACCUCUGCUACAAGUGGCAUCGAUCACGCAAUACCCAGCGGUUCCAACAACACGCACUUCAAAAACCGCAGUGAAAUCGCGGUUCCUUCAACAAAGCUCACCGAAGACAAAUUAACCGACGGUGAUUUUAUAACGACAAGACCGGAGAUAGAUUUAGAGCAACUUGUCAUCGCGAGGCCAAAAUUAUUUCCUCCAGAAAGUUCGAUAACCACCUCCAAUGUUACUGAUGUGGAAAGCGCUUCACACACGCGUUGCUUGCCAUUGCACUGCAACAUAUCGGCCCCGGGAGAUCCAUCGGCUUGUCAGGUCUGCGCGCCCGCCAGCCAAGGCCUCUUCGGCAUGAUAGGCCCUCCUGGCAAAGCCGGUCCACGGGGCCGAGCGGGACCCCCUGGAAAAGCCGGACCGCCGGGUAGGGACGGUCUCCGCGGGCAGCCUGGUCCGCCCGGCAAGGAAGGGCCAAAGGGCGAGCGUGGCGCCGUCGUUGUGGGGCUCCCUGGCGUGCCUGGGGCGGUGGGGGCCCCCGGCGAAAAGGGAGACUCAGGAAGCCCGGGCCCUCGCGGAAUACCAGGAAAGAAGGGGAAACGAGGACGCAGAGGCAAGAAAGGCAAAGCAGGCAAGGCAGGCAAGAGGGGGAGGAAAGGCAAGAAGGGGAAAAGAGGGCCACGUGGCAGGGCAGGACGACAAGGCCCUAUAGGUCCACCUGGCCUACCAGCUGGCUGUGGUAAAGCGACGAUGCACCAGCUUCGUCCUUCGAGUGAACCGCCGUUGCUAAGAGGAAGAUUACGCCUUGGAAUACCUCCGGCUGACACCACCCAAACGGAAGACGACUUCCUCUGCAUAGACGCGCCUGUCACAUUCCGGAAUGGACUUGCCCUCCAGCAGGUGACUCCUACUCCUUCGCCAGGUACUUUGGUAUACCUGGAGGAGGAGGACUCGUUCGUCGGCCGCGUGAAAAGGGGCUGGCGCUAUAUCAGGAUGGGUACAAUGAUGCCCGACUAUUCCAGACUGAGAGACCGACCACUUGCCCCUUCAGGUGGCAAAGCCCUACGAUUAGCAGCCCUGAACACGCCCCUCGAUGGCAACAUGGGCGGUCUCCGGCGUGCGGACCGACGAUGCUUCAGGCAGUCACGACAAGCGGGUCUUCGGGGUACCUUCAGGGCCCUCCUCACCUCGAACACACAGGACCUGAACUCCAUCGUGCGUCGCCAGGACAGGCAUCUCCCCAUCAUCAAUCUCCAGGAUGAGAAACUGUUCGAAAGCUGGGACAGCAUCUUUAGCGGGACUCAGGCCAUCUUCGCCAAGCGGCCCAGUCUCAUCAGCUUCAGUGGAGACAACGUGAUGGAAAGCUCUAUUUGGCCGUCGAAGCACGUCUGGCACGGAUCCGGGGUGACGGGGAAUAGGUCCGCGAUUGCCUGCGACGGAUGGACGAGUAACGGCAUGAGAACCCGAGGCUUAACGUCUUCGCUCGAAUUGUACAGACUUCUCGGACAGCACACCCAUUCUUGCGAGAGACAGCUAGUCGUGUUGUGCAUUGAAGUUACCAGUGAACGUUAGAUGUUGCUUGCAUUACUGUUAUCGUUAUUAUCAUUAAUUUAACACUACUUGCCAAAUGCCCUACCGUGUGAUGUCGAAAGUAGCUCAGGUCAGCCUUGUCAAUGUUAGCUGUUUUGUAGUUGUAUAUCCUUUAUACAACAGAAAAAAAGAUGAAUGCACAGUGUAAAAAGAGCUUCAGUGAUUGAAUAGAUAUAUCACGGAAAGGACCGGUGACCUUGAUCUUUGUUUGCCCUAAAUAGUACAAAUUGUUACGAGCACAAAAGACCAGUGACUCUUAGUAAACUUGGAAGAAGACUGUGAAAUCCGAUCCAUCUAGUUUUUUUCUUGCUCGACUGAGGGACCAAAAUCUCAACCGUAACCCCACCUUCCGUUGUUUGUUACUAAUAUCAUUAUGAUUAUUA